AUGCGUUGUUGUGGCGCCCACUCGGCGCGCAUCCAGCAGUUCUUGCGCACCUACUGGCUGUUCGUCGGGCCCAUCCUGUUCGCUUCGAUUCUGCUGAUUCCGCUUCGAUUCGAUGGCAAAUAUACUCUGCCGUGCCGCUGCAUUUUUGCGAUUCUGUGGACGAUUAGCUACUGGGUGGUCAAGCCCGGCCCCAUUGCGAUGACCGCCUUCCUGCCGUUGGUGCUGAUGCCCAUCCUCGGGCUCGACAAGGGCAAGGACAUGUCCGAGAUGUACUGGAAGGACUGUGUCAUGCAGCUGUUCAUCAUCCUCUGCCUGAGCAUCACCAUCGAGGAGAUCAACCUGCACAAGCGGGUCGCCUACUGGCUGCUACGCUUGUCAGGCCCAAGCCCGGCGAGCGUGCUGUACGGCUUCAUGGCGACGAGCUACUACCUGGCCUACUACCUGCCCGACUACUCCGUCGUCAACCUGAUGGUGCCGCUGGCGACUGCCGCCUGCAACGCGUUGGAGGCGUCCAAGGCCAAGGCCCGGCAGGGAACCUUCAUCACACCGGCUUUGGGCAGUAUUGAGAAAGCGGGUGGCAUGGAUCGCAGCGACAAGGCCAGCAGCGCUGAGCCCAUCUCCAAAUCCUCGCGCAACAACUCGAAGUCGCAGGCUAGCGGCCGGGGUGUUGCCAAUCUGCCCAUCUCGGUGACGGGGGACACAUCCCGAGACACUGCCAGUAAAGCCGAGAAGCCGACCGGAUCCGGUGCUGCCAAAUCCGGAAGAUCAGCUGCUUCGAAUAAGAGCCUCUCCGAGAAGCCGAACAGCAAGAGCGAGGCGGCCACGCAGUCUGGGUCGUCGCGUCGCAAGAAGGGCGGCGCCGAGGUGGAGACGGUGAUCAGCGUCGGCUCCGGCGUCCCGAUCGACCCGGACGACACGGAGAUCGGCCUCCGCAAAGCCCUGAUCCUUGCCUGCGCGCACGCGGCGCUGAUCGGCGGCACGGCGCUGCUCACCGCCUCCACCCCGAGCCUCAUCGUCUCCAACCUCAUCAACGACGCCAGCGUUACACCACCACGAGAUCCGCGUAAACCCGACGAACCUACCUUUCCGAUCUUCGACCCCCUGGCGAGGAUGAGCUACAUGGUGUGGGCCGCGUUCGCCAUGCCGCAGUCGAUCCUGUUCCUCGUCGUCUCCUACCUGACCUUGGCGGUCUACUUUCUCGGGCCCGCCGAGUUGGGAAAGUUCGCGUCUUCUUCCGAAGGCGCCCAGGGUGAGGCGGAGGCGCUUACUGCAUUUCUCGAUGAAGCCGACGCGAAAUUGGGCAACUACAGUGAACUCCUCUCUGACGCGUGCGUCGGCGUGAUCGUCAUCUUCGCGAUGACGAUGUGGCCCCGGUACGGCUUUAGAGAUCGUGUCGACAGCGAGAGGCCGAUUCAGCGUAGGUUCGGAGGACCUGGAAAGCCGAGCUCACACGAGAAGCUCCUCACGUGGCCGAUGAUCCAGAAGAAGCUGAACUGGGCGCUGUUGAUCUACACCGGAUGCGGCUUUGCGAUUUCGGCGGCUGUCAAGGCCCGCGGCCUCAACAUCCACCCGCUGUACAUGCUGCUGCCGUGCGCCAUUGCCCCGUCUCUGGCCUUUGCCACCCCGUGGGGCAACGCCCCGAUGGCCGUCGUCUAUGAGAGCGGCGUCCUGGAGGCGGGCGAGAUUGUCCUCACCGGUGCCAUCGUCUCCAUCGUCUGCCUCGCGCUGACGCUGCUCAAUAUCAACACCUGGAGCUACUGGAUGCUGGCGCUGCAUGAGGAUAUGCACUGGCAUCCGGAGGCGGUACCGAAAGGUGCGACUACCGUCUUGAUCAGCACCACGAUCUCGGUGACGAACAUGACUUCGGCGGCCCCGCUCUCG
This is a messenger RNA of Mesorhabditis spiculigera, 1881 nucleotides long. NCBI's taxonomy places the organism in Eukaryota, Metazoa, Nematoda, Chromadorea, Rhabditida, Rhabditidae. The record is from the annotation of a GenBank genome assembly.